This is a messenger RNA of Adelges cooleyi (spruce gall adelgid), 1398 nucleotides long. Its product is annotated as zinc finger protein 271-like. Gene Ontology annotation, molecular function: DNA-binding transcription factor activity; chromatin insulator sequence binding; RNA polymerase II cis-regulatory region sequence-specific DNA binding. Gene Ontology annotation, cellular component: chromosome. The transcript is spliced from 3 exons. The record is from RefSeq and is a predicted model, not a curated record. NCBI's taxonomy places the organism in Eukaryota, Metazoa, Arthropoda, Insecta, Hemiptera, Adelgidae. Gene Ontology annotation, biological process: regulation of transcription by RNA polymerase II. The coding region runs from base 341 to 1183 and encodes 280 amino acids.
AUCUCACAAAAGUUUGACGAAUAAACACUCAUGUGAGGAGUGCUUACAAUCAUUUUCUCGAAAAUUCAAACUGAUAAUUCACAAACGCGUGCACACCGGUGAAAAGCCCUUCAAAUGUAACGUGUGUUUGAAGUCGUUUUCACAAAAACCCAACCUUAAAAUACACAAAAGCGUUCACACAGGAGAAAAACCUUAUAAAUGUAAUGUGUGCCUUAAAUCAUUUUCUGCAAAAAACUCUCUCAUAAUACACGAACGUGUGCACACAGGAGAAAAGCCCUAUAAAUGUGAUGUAUGUUUAAAAACAUUUUCACGAACACAUCACCUCAAGCGACAUAAACGCAUGCACACCGGUGAAAAGCCCUUCAAAUGCACCGUGUGCCUAAUGUCAUUUUCUGUAAAAUCCUCUCUUACACUACACAAACGAGUACACACUGGCGAAAAACCUUAUAACUGUGAUGUGUGUUUGAAGUCGUUUCCUCAAAAAAACUCCCUUGAAGUACACAAUCGCGUGCACACCGGUGAAAAGCCCUUCAAAUGCACCGUGUGCCUAAUGUCAUUUUCUGUAAAAUCCUCUCUUACACUACACAAACGACGAGUACACACUGGCGAAAAGCCCUACAAAUGUAAUGUUUGUCAUAAAUCUUUUUCUGUAACAUCCUCUCUCAUAUCACACAAACGCGUGCACACCGGAGAAAAGCCCUACAAAUGUAAUGUUUGUCAUAAAUCUUUUUCUGUAAUAUCCUCUCUCAUAACACACAAACGCGUGCACACUGGCGAAAAACCUUAUAAAUGUGAUGUGUGCUUGAAGUCAUUUUCUCAAAGUAACGACCUUACAAAACACAAACGCGUGCACACUGGCGAAAAACCUUAUAAAUGUGCUGUGUGUUUAAAGUCAUUUUCUGAUAAAUGCUACCUCAUAAAACACAAACGCGUGCACACUGGAGAAAAACCCUACAAAUGUAACGUGUGCCUUAAGUCAUUUGGUGAUAAAUGCUACCUCAUACAACACGAACGCGUGCACACUGGAGAAAAACCCUACAAAUGUAUCGUGUGCCUUAAGUCAUUUGGUACUAAAUCUUCUUUCAACAAACACAAACGCAUACACACUGGAGAAAAGCCCUACAAAUGUGAUGUAUGCCUAAAGUCAUAUUUCACACGACACAAAUGCUUGCGCUAUCAAUAAAUUAUAUUUAUUAAUUUGUAAAUAAAAUGUGUGAAGUGAGUUACUCACAACUUUAUAUAACAUAUGCUACUGGUAAAGUUUUAAUACAUUUUGUUGUCAUUUGAUCAAAUGAUUUUAAUCACUGCAUGUUUUUUUUGAUUUGUCGUUAAAUAAAAACAAAACAUUUUUUUUUAAUUUAAAGUAAUAUACUUAAGAGUAAAACCCUGUAGACUUGU